Messenger RNA from Ananas comosus (pineapple), 1167 nucleotides. Its product is annotated as pentatricopeptide repeat-containing protein At4g14820-like. The transcript has a single exon. The coding region runs from base 1 to 1167 and encodes 388 amino acids. Gene Ontology annotation, molecular function: protein binding; RNA binding. NCBI's taxonomy places the organism in Eukaryota, Viridiplantae, Streptophyta, Magnoliopsida, Poales, Bromeliaceae. Gene Ontology annotation, biological process: RNA modification. The record is from RefSeq and is a predicted model, not a curated record.
AUGGUGCGGAAUGAUGUUGCGGUCGAUGAUAUUACGCUCGCGACUAUUUUGUCUGGGCACGGGCAGGCGGGGUUGGAGCAUGGGAGAGUAAUUCAUGCUUUUCUGCUGAAAAAUGGGUUUUUGUUGGCUGGUAAGAUAGGAAACGCAGUUAUGAAUAGUUAUGCUCGAAGAGGUGAUGUGGUUGCGGCGUUUCGAUUGUUUAGCCGGAUGAAAGUUAGAGAUGCAGCGUCGCACACUAUUUUGAUCAAUGGGUACUUAAAGUUGGGAUUAUUCGAUAAUGCGCGUGCUAUAUUUGAUGAAAUGCAUUCGAGAGAUCUUGUUGCAUGGAAUUCGGUCAUCAAUGGGUAUGUCAAGGCCUCGCGGAUAAAAGAGGCUUUAGAACUCUUUAAGCAAAUGGAAGAUGAGAUGGUUAAACCCGACGAGGUCACGAUGAAUAGCUUGAUGUCGGCAUGCGCUCAGUUGACGGAUUUACAGCUUGGCCGGUCCAUUCAUCGGUUCAUUCGGCAACAGGGCAUAAAAGAAGACUUGUUCUUGGGUACGGCUCUUAUUCACAUGUAUGCCAAAUGUGGUAGUUUGAUGGACGCAGCAUUAACAUUCUCCAAGAUGGAAAUCAAAGAUGUGUAUACAUGGACUGCUCUAAUUUCCGGGUUUUCGGUAAAUGCUCACGGACACGAGGCUUUGAGGCUUUUUACCCAAAUGAGAAAGGAAGGUGUAGAACCUAAUGACGCUACCUUUGUUGCUGUUCUAAUGGCCUGUAGCCAUGCGGGUCUUGUUGGCGAAGGCCGCUAUUGGUUCGAUCAAAUGGUUAGGGCUUAUAAGAUUCAGCCGAAGAUUGAGCACUUGGGUUGUAUGGUUGAUCUUCUAAGUAGAGCCGGUUUGUUAUAUGAGGCAGUGGAGAUAAUAAAGGAAAUACCAAUUCAAGAUAGAGUUAUACCUUAUAAGACUUUGCUUGGGGCUUGCAUUAGCUAUGGUGAUAUUGACCUUGGGGAGAAAGUGGCGAAGGAGUUGAUCAAGAUGGACACUAAGAGCCAUGGAGUUUUUGUUUUGUUAUCAAAUUUCCAUGCUUUUGCUAAAAGAUGGGAUGAUGUUGAAGAUAUGAGAAACAUUUUACGGAGAUCGGACAUUAAAAAAGAAGCUGGAAUAAGUAAUGUUGAAGCUGUUGGUUGA